AUGGAAGAACAAAUAUUACCAAUUGGUAUUGAUUCUGAAAUCGAACAUGUUAAAUCAGAAAUUGAUCGUAUUGAUGGUAUGUUUACAGUUGCUACAGGACCAAUGGGUCAUCAAGAAGUUAAUUAUCAUAUAAUUGAUAAUGAACGAGAUUAUCAUACAACACAACAAUUAUUUUCUAAUACAAAAUCAAUAAUUGAAUCACCAAAUGAAAAUUUAUCAUUACAAACACCAUCAUCUUCAUUACCAUAUCAACAUAAUGUUGAAUUUUGGGAUUCAAAUAUAAUAAAUGAAUAUCAAGAUGAUAUAUCUAAUAAAUGGAUAGAAAAUAAAAUAAUUGAUAAUUAUAAUAGAAAAGCUCGAUUUUCAUUACCAGAAAUCGAUGGUUAUGAUCAACAAGAAAAAAAAAUAUUAAUAAAAAAAAUUAAUAAAUCAUUGAGAUAUAUUCAAAAAGAACAAUCUAUUUCAAAUCUUAUAACAAAUAAUGAUGAAAUAGAAAAACAAAAAUUUUCUUCGUUAUUCUUAAAUGAAUCAAUUAUUGAAAUUCCAGAAUAUUGUCGUCCUAAUAUAAAUAAUAUAUUACAACAACAAAUUGAAACUUUAUUACCUUUUUAUACAUUCAAUGAAUUAGCUGAGCAUAAUGAUUCAACUGAUGCAUGGAUUUGCAUAUUUCGUUCUAUAUAUGAUAUAACAUCACUUAUAGAAAAGACUAAAGGUACAAGAGUAUAUCAAUUAUUGAUUGAUUAUGCUGGUCAAGAUAUAAGUUCAUGGUUCGAUGAAGAAUUAUAUGAACCACGUAAACGAAUUGAUCCUUAUACACAUGAAUCGGUUUUAUUAAUCAAAGAUUUAUCAAUAAUUGAAACAUUAGGUAGACCUUUUUGGCAAACAAAAGAUUUAUUAAUCGGUCGACUUAUUGAACAUUCUCGAUUUAUACGUCUUAUAUAUAAUUUUUCUUCUAAAUAUUCAUAUCUAUUAGAAAUAGCUGAAGAAGAAACAAUUGGACAAAUAGCAAAAAAAUUUUUAAAAUAUAAUUCACAUAUAUUUUCUUAUAUAUGGUUAUAUAAUGGUAAAAAACUUGAUUUUAAUAAAACUCUUACAGAAAAUAGUAUACCAAAUGAAGAAUUCUUUUAUGAUACAUAUGAAUGGAGAUCUAAUAAUGAAAAUUGUCCAACAAUUUUACUCUUUUUUUCUGAUGAUUUAACAAUUGCUUAA
Rotaria sp. Silwood1 is the source of this 1209-nucleotide messenger RNA. Lineage: Eukaryota; Metazoa; Rotifera; Eurotatoria; Philodinida; Philodinidae. The record is from the annotation of a GenBank genome assembly.